AUGAGUGUGACACUAAACGAAGAGGCUGUGUACAAAUCCAUAUACACUGAUGAAGAUGUGUAUACAAUGUUUGGAAAGGAGGUCUGUCUAGUAAUUGAUAUCGCGUUGGCUAAGGGUGGCCCAGAAUCGAUUGUAGAGUCUUAUUACUCAACAACGAAAUCCCAACAGCAACCUCCAGGUCAAAGUAACGACACUUUGUCACUCCGUACCAAGCUGAACUGGUGUCUACCGAAUGUCGUGCAGGAAGACAGGAUGAUCAAAGAGGUUGCAAAUCUCUACAUCAAUGGUGACAAGAAGAAAGGGCUAAAAAAACACAAAGCUCCUGUGCUUUGUGAGCGACCACCUACUGGUCCUACAGGCGGCAACACCAGUAAAGUGAUCAAAAGAAUAGAGAAAAGUGACGCUAGGUUACCAUUUCUAUUAUGA
This is a messenger RNA of Paramuricea clavata, 426 nucleotides long. NCBI's taxonomy places the organism in Eukaryota, Metazoa, Cnidaria, Anthozoa, Malacalcyonacea, Plexauridae. The record is from the annotation of a GenBank genome assembly.